Molecule: messenger RNA, 2716 nt
Organism: Phoenix dactylifera (date palm)
Lineage: Eukaryota; Viridiplantae; Streptophyta; Magnoliopsida; Arecales; Arecaceae
Source: RefSeq, a predicted model, not a curated record
AUUAUUAAACCUAGGGGAGGACAUGGCGGACAAAGUCUUGCCCGACAAAAAAUGUUACAUGGAUGUAGAUCUUGGAGGACCCCGCAAGAGAUCUCGGAUGCACCCGCCGAGAAGCUCCUCGACUACGGACUCCGGUCUCCAGCUGUGCAGGACUCGCACGUGUCAACUUUCACCGUCUUCGGCGUUGCGAGGAACGGCGUUUCCCUGGCACGUGUCCUACGCUUCUCCCUCAUCGUUAUCCUCUCCCUUUCCUCCUCCUGCCUCCGAUACCGAACAUACCGAACAUCGGCCAUCCUCGCUCUCUGAUGUGAGCCCUAGCUCGCCGUCCGCCGACGCAGCCGCCGUCGUUAAUGGCAGAGAUCCCCUUCGCCGGCAUCCUCGACCUCCGUCUCUCACCCGUCUCCUACAAGACCGCCUCGCCGGGUCUCCUCCCCCUCCGCCGCUCCCUCUCCGGAUCGCCGCCGGCGAGGCCGAGACCAGCGUCCCACACGUUCGCGAGGCCUUCCACCCCGCCCUCCCUCGAGAUCUGCUCUACCACCGGUACUCCAGAUCCUCACCCCCUUCUUCCUGCUUCGAUUUCUCUGCCAUGAAUCGGAUCUUUGCGUCGAGAUCGACGUGCUUUAUUGCCUUCGUCUGGUUCUUCUUCUUGUUGUUGUUGUUGUUGUUUACUGGGAGUUUGGUGGUUUGGGCAGAGUGCUCGGACGGGAGCAUCAUCUUUCGAUUCGGUGAUGCUGCUGAAUUGAAGCAGGACGGGGUUGCGAUCGAGGCUGAUAGCUCGGGUUCAGAGGAGACGGAGGUGAGAGGCUCUUCGAUGGGAGAAUUUGGUGAAAUCGAUCAGGAAACGGUGAAAAGAUCCGAUCUUGAGCUGGAAGGAUCGGUAUCUCUGGAGAGUGGCGACGGAGAAGGUACUCAGACUGUAGAAAAAGCUCCAAAAAUCGAGUCUUGCGAAGGCAGAGAGGAUAGUGGGAUACAGAAAGAAGAGAAAGUUGCUGUUUUAGCGAUGGAGAAACUGAGAGAGAUAGAUGUUUCCCAUGGUGAUGGUAAAUUGAGGACGAUGGCUACAGAAGUAAGUGAACAAUGCUCUACCUCAGGGAUCAUCGAUUUGGAUGGUUCCUUGAAGGCGGAGAAGAAAUUGGAAGGAAUGGAGGUUUUGGAUGGUGAUCAGACAGUGCAAACUAUGGAUUUGGAAGUUAAAGAAGUUCCACAAGAGAAGGAGAAGGGGAGUUCAAAGCCUAAUAUUGCAGUGCUGGAAUCAAUGGAGCCUCUGGGUAGUCAUCAGGAAAAGAGUGCUUUCGCUGUAGAGAACAGUGACAUUCCAGAAAUUGUGAAAAAUUCUGAACUGGGUGCAAGAGCAUUGGAAACAUCAGAAAUUCCCAUUAAUGUCGAGGAUAUAAAAGUCAACUCUGUGGGUGAAACUUUACAAGAACCAAGGAGUUCUGAUACGGAUAAUCAGAGAUGUGACUCCAGUGAUGAAAUCCGCCUUGCCGCAGAAGUUCCAGCACCCAGUGAAGUUGAUAGCAUGGAAAGUAUUUUGGAAGAUACUGAGGCUUCAGAGGUUUCUAAUGCAAUGGAUGCCGACCUUGAUGUGGAUGUUGAAUCAAAUUCCUCUUCUAUAGAAGAUCAAGCAAAGAAGAAUACGGUUGAAAGAUCAAUGGUGGGCCAAAUUAUGGAAAUGACUGAACAGAAUAAUGGGAGUGCUGAAGUGGCUGGUCCUAACAGUGUGACUCCUAUAUCAGCACCAUCACUUUCCCUGUCUUCAGGAGCUGCCAUCUUACCACAUCCUUCAAAGGCGUUGACAGGUGGGGAAGAUGCAUACUUUGUGGCAUGCAAAAACUGGUUCGGCGUAGCUGAUGGAGUAGGUCAGUGGUCACUAGAAGGAAUCAAUGCAGGAUUAUAUGCUCGAGAACUGAUGCAGAACUGUGAGAAAUUAGUUUCAGAAUGUCAAGGUGUCCCAGGAACUAAACCUGACCAAAUUCUAAUUCAGAGUGCCGCUGAAGCUCGUUCUCCUGGUUCAUCUACUGUUCUGGUUGCUUAUUUUGAUGGACAGGUUCUUCAUGUGGUCAAUAUUGGAGACUCAGGAUUUAUUGUGAUAAGGAAUGGCACAAUUUUGAAGAAGUCCACCCCGAUGGUUUAUGGAUUCAAUUUCCCCCUGCAGAUUGAAAGAGGAGAGGAUCCUUCAAAGUAUAUAGAGGUCUAUGCAAUUGAUUUAGAUGAAGGGGAUGUAAUCGUGACCGCAACGGAUGGCCUGUUCGACAAUCUAUACGAACAGGAAGUAGCAGCAAUGGUAUCCAAGUCCCUUGGGGCCAGCCUCAAGCCUACGGAAAUCGCCGAGUUCCUGGCACUGAGGGCUCAGGAGGUCGGAAGAUCGCCAUCGGCGAGAAGUCCAUUUGCUGAUGCAGCCCUUGCAGCUGGAUACCUUGGUUUUACCGGUGGCAAACUCGACGAUGUGACCGUCAUUGUUUCCAUCGUCCAGCGAUCGGACUUAUGACUUCAUCUUCCAUGAAUCUGUAGUUAUUUAAAUCCUUAUUUGCACUAUGGUUUUGGUGGUGCGGGCAGUCUACUUGUGCAAAUAGAAGGGAGGGUACAAAAGGUGUAAUCUGGUUAAUUUCUACUCUGAGCUGCUGGACUUUGUGUUCGGCUCAAGUUUUGGGCUGUGUAAUAAAUUCCCAGUGUUUGGUCAAUGCAUUAGCUGUUCUGCUUUCAAAUCUAACAUAAA